Vespula vulgaris is the source of this 13148-nucleotide messenger RNA. RefSeq lists its product as uncharacterized. The record is from RefSeq and is a predicted model, not a curated record. The coding region runs from base 6959 to 10204 and encodes 1081 amino acids. The transcript is spliced from 5 exons. Gene Ontology annotation, cellular component: membrane. Gene Ontology annotation, biological process: adenylate cyclase-activating G protein-coupled receptor signaling pathway; regulation of metabolic process. Gene Ontology annotation, molecular function: phosphatidylcholine binding; G protein-coupled receptor activity. NCBI's taxonomy places the organism in Eukaryota, Metazoa, Arthropoda, Insecta, Hymenoptera, Vespidae.
UCGAGGAUUUACGAAGCCGGAUUAAAGAAAUGAAAAAAGAAAGGAACGGAAAAGGUCCAUCUUUUUUUUUCUUUCUUUUCGUAAAAAUAAAAAAUCUAAUAAAUACGCACGCUGCCAAUGAGAAAAGAGAGUACUCGAACUCCCAUCGCAAUAAGAUCCUUCCUUCGCGUUGGUUUCUAUCUCUUUCUCCUUCGACCAGAGAGCUCGACCCUCGUGUAUCUCCUUUCUAAUUAAUAUUUAUGCGACCUUGUUGUCGUUGAAUAUACGAUAAACGGCACGCGAUAAAGCUCGAUAACAGAGGACUCCGUUUUACUACGUUGUCGAUAUACUACGUUACGUACCGUACACGGGCGUACGUAUGCAAGAUACGUACGUUUUCUCGACCACGAAUGUCUCUCCCUAUAAUGACGUCCGAAUCGAUCUGUCGAACCGAUUAAUCCGCAUUAUAAACAAAAUCACCGAUCUGCGCAGCGAAGAAAGAAUAGAGCAACAGACAGAGAGAAAGGUUCGAGGAUGUAGAAUAGACGUACGUUGUCUAUGGUUAAUCCAAACCGAAGGAACGUGACUUCGUUAAUUAUGAACGCAUGUUACGUGCUACCCCCCAAGGAGCGAGCUCCGGUCAACCAGUGGCAAUAACAUUGAAUUUCAUCUCCCCAUAUCGUCCGUGCUUCGACGUAAAAAUAUCAUCUAUUUCAAGUACGUAAUAUCGUAAACAAAUUUUUACGCUGAGAAAAAUAACUACGACUAAUAAGAUCUAUCGUCUGGUCUCAUUUGAUUCGAUCGUAUAAAAUAUAUUCGAAACAUGUCGAUAGAAGAAAUUGAUCACGAUCGUUUUUUCCUUUAAUCAUCUUUUUUUAUCAUUACAAGAUAUUGAAUAUUUGUUUUAUCAUUGCUUUAAGAAAAUUUAUUUCAAUAUAUUUUAAAAAGAGAGACCGCGCGAAAUGUUUUAUCGCGUUUCGUGACGCUUGCAUCGAUAGUGACAAGCACAUCUCCAUAGAAAUCCAUUUGCUAGGAUAUGGGAGAGACCGAUAUUCCUUGAUUCGAAGCAUCGACGAUUUUAGAGAGACACUUUCAAAGUUUUAUGAUGCGCCAGCUGGUAUAGCUCGAUUUUACUUUUCUCUCGGUCUCUAAGAAAAACAUUGAAAACACUCCGAGUUGCGAUAAAAGUUAUCCAAAGUUGACAACUUUUAUCGUACUUUUAUCAUUAUUAUUAUUAUAUUGUUAUCGUUGUCGUUGUUGUCAUUAUUAUUAUUAUUAUUAUUACUACCACUACUACUACUAUUAUUAUUAUUAUUAUAUAAAAGUUUCGAAACGCAGUCAUUCAGCGAUCUAGUAUAUCACACAAAGUAUAAAAUCGUCCUCAUAAAUCGCUUCAUAAGCGAAGCUCGAAAGAAUUUAUCCUCGAGGACACCGUUCAAUAGUUAUAGAGGGUAUUGCUCUGCUAUAAACCCAAAUACUAUUCCUGGUACGUUCCAAACUUAUUGUUAGGCUUUUACGCGCGUAGUAAACAAUCUUUCGUGUCAACGAACGGUCAUAGUCAUUAUCUUAUUUUUUCUUCGUAGAUUUUCUUUCUUCGUUAUUGCAUCGCAUGACUGUUUCUCUCUUUCUCUCUCUCUCUCUCUCUCACUCUCUCGCACUCGAUACCACUGUGCACGAUUCGCUAUGGAAUAUUUUCAAAGCGUUCUCCUAUUUACGAUUAAUUGCUCAGAAAGACGAGGUAGUAGUGGUUAGUAAAUCACAACCGCAAAUGCACGUGCACGAGUUCACCUUCUCUCUAUUGACCUACCCGAGUGACUACCGUUCGAAUCAAUGAAUGAAACGCUAUCUACGUCUAUACGCUUACAUUCGUGUGAUUCGAUCAUAAUAUGUAGUGGAAACCAAACAUCGUGAAUCAUCUUGAGAGUAUUUUGACAAGUUUGUGAAAAUUAACCAAAAAUAAAAGCUUUGUUAAAAACCUCGUACAUUUAUUAUUCACAAAUAAAAUUCGUUUGCAUUCAUGCAUACAUACAUACGCAUACAUAUAUAUACAUGUAUAUACGUAUAUACAAAUAUAUAUACAUACACACACGCGUACAUACACGCACGCACGCAUAUAAUGAAAAGAUCCAAUUUGUUGAACGGUUUAUCUCAUUUCUAGCAGUUGAUCCAGAUAAAGGAUUCGAAAGCUUAAAAUAUUUUUCCAUGGAAUCAUCCUUCUUCGGAUUGCGCCCAAGCAUCAAGUAAUUCCCUCUCAAAAAGGAUUUCGGGGUAGACUGAGAGAAAAGUAGGAUUGAAGAAGAAGGAUAAAGAGAGUAAGAGGAGAAGGAAAUGUCGAUUACGUAACUUCGUAGAGGAAAUAGACGCAGUGCAGGUGCUUUUCAAGGUUCUCCGACCUUUCCCCGAUGUUUCUUUCCGUUUCUUUCUUCUCCCUUAACUCUUCCCCGUUGCAAUCUUUUCUCUCGACGUAUCGUCCCUGAACAUGUGACGACCCCGAGAAAAAAAUCAAGUGGGUGGAUCGACGCGUGUUUCUUGCUACGAGUAACGUAAAUACCGUUACGAAGAAAAAUAGAAAAGAAAAGACGAAGCAAAAUAUCGUGGUUUAACGACAUAACGUUAUUAGGUAAUAACACUCGAUCGAUCGGCUAUCGCGUAAAAUUUCACUACGUACAACGCUCGUAUUCCCUUUGACGAGUACUAUUACAUGUCACCGAUACGUCAAAAAAAAAAAGAAAAGAAAAGAAAAAAGGAAAAGAAGAGAAAAGAGAAAAAGAGAAAAAUAGUUUUCAAAGUUCCAUAAUCUAUCGUUAACGAUUAGAAAACAUCCUUCGUUUUAUACGUAGGUUUAUACUUAGGUACGCAGAGACACGUAGAUGCGAAUUCAAUGCUCGAAUGAUGUUCGCCGUUGUACGAAGAACAAUAAUACAUCUAAAUGUACAUUCGCCACUUAAGAAAUGAAUAAUAUUAUUUCGGCCAGUGUAUCCAGGUCAAUUAAACAAAUAUCGCGUCGGAUUUAUACGAGCUUAUUUAUAAGAGCUCGUUAUGCUCGCUGCUGCUUUUCGCUUUAACUUGUGCUUUUUUGCGUAAGCCAUGCGUUAACCAUGUGUGUCAGGGCUAAAUCGGACGUAGUCCGUAAGCUUUGCACGUUGCCUACGGCCACGAUUAUCCCUUAGAUCGUUUUUCUCCUCUCUCUCUCUCUCUCUCAAUCUCUCUUCCCUUCGCGAGUUUCAGCAAGUUCGAGGAUGUAAUUAAUAAUGCAAUACUUUCAAAUUUACGACGUGCAGCGUGCCAUUCCGAGAUUCGCGCGAGUUGAAGGAGAAAAAAGUAUCUUGAAACCAAGAUCGAUCGACGGCGAAUGUUUAAUAUAAUAUUAUAGGGUUUGUUAGCUCCCUUUUAUCGCGAUCAUCGCACAAAGAGAAGUUUCAGGUGAGGGAAGAGAAAAUUGAAUUCGUUCUCUCAGAACGACAAAGAACGGGACUUUCUCCCUUUUUGUAUCGUCCGAUAUUCAAACGCCACACCCAACCCCGACGCAGCAUGUAAAUCGUAUUGAUCUAGGAGAGAACAGACGAAAGUAUCGCAGUUUAAGAGUAUUUACGCUUUAUACUGCCAACUCAAGAAACGAAUGAACGCCAGCCGUCGCGACCACUUUAUCAAUUGCCAUCGUCCUGGAAACAGAGAAAAAAAAGAAGCGAAAAAAAUAUUUGUACGCAAAAAGUAGCCAGAUGUUCGUGGCAAUUUGGUGCUCGGCCAAAUCGUUAGCAUUCCUCGUAGGCUCGAACGUCCUACGAUCCCAUACGCGCGAGCGCAAAAUCAUUCGCUCGACCGUGAUUGAUAAUAUUUAUAAACGUUCUUUCGAGUUUCGUCGAUCACUCGAUGUACGAAAAAAAUUGGAUAAAAAAUCUUUGCUCGAUAGCACUCGAGCAAAGGAUAUCCACGCGCUCGUAUUAACUGGAAAUUAGUAGGAGUUAACUAGGCGUCGAUUAUCGAUCCCGAUCAUCGGCGUCGAAACUUAACACCCUUCUCAAUCCCGGCAAAGUAGGUAAUCGAGUUCGAAUGGAUAUCGCGAUGAGAAAAUUUAGCGUUCGCCUCAUGACUGGCAACGAUUAAAUCGAUCGAUCUCCCACUCGUGCUUUUACGCCCACGGACGAAGCGAAAGAAAAAGUAAAAGAAACACUUUCUAUCUGAUACUUUGUAUAGAAGCGUAAGAACUGUAAAGAAAUAACGGACAUUUAUUCCGUUACCGCGAGGUCAUUUCAAUAAGAAAAAUCUAGGAGAAAUAGUAUCGGCAGACUUGGCAAAGUUAAAAGCGCCGUUCGAAGCUUCUUCGUCGCGAAAUCAACGGCGCGUGGGAAAAGGCAGGAGUUGACCGUGACCGGCGUAGACGACGCGUCAAAGUCGGAGCCAGAGACGAGACGGUGUCGAGUACAAGUGCAGGGUCAAAGCGACCGAGGCAAGUCGCCAACAAUUUUUCGGACCUUCGAACUCAUUUUUGUCCAUCGAGAUUCGGGUCCCUUCCUUGCUAUAGAUAAGCGCUCGAUUAUCAAGAAUCGUAAGUGAAAUUCAACGAUAGCGCACGAGAGAGAAUACAAUUCGUAAUUAUUCAUAAAUAAUAUCGUCAAAGAUUUGGAAAGAUUUUUCGUUUAAGGAUGCAAUCCGUUCGAUGGUUAUUUUUAAAUACGUAACGAAGCAACGGAGAUAAAGAGAGCGACGUAACGUUGUACCUUGAAGCGAAAUCAAUAUUUUGCGUAGCGGAAAGGUUCAACGCACGCGAGAGAACCCUUAAAUAUACCCUCAAGGUACCGCCGCGCCGAUGCGGGCUAUCUCCAUCGACCUAGAAAAAAAGCAUCGUCCCGCAUCUGCAAAGAGGGAACGUGUUUGUCGCGUUCGAGUAACACGCGUGCCCACGUUGCUCUUUCACUUUCGCGUUAUAAGACUAUUCUUAGGGGAAUCUUAAACGAGAGAAUUCUUUUGAUUUACCCAAGUACUUGGCACAAUGGGAAUAGGAGAGAGUCAACGAGUCGACGACGCGCGGCUCAUUUUCUUAUUACGAAGUUUAUAAAGCACUCUCAGGCCUCUUUUCUUUCUUCCGUAACAACGAGGAAGAGUCUGUCUCGAGAUAUACUGCGUACGUAUCCGGUUAGUUCUACGAAACAUCCGACCAUUUUAGGUCAACGAUGCCGAAACGGGAAUUCCUUAGGAAAUUCCACAAGGAUCGAUAUCCACGAAAGGCAGGAUUAAUUAACGUUUCGCGUUCUGGAUUCUGACCUUAACGAAUAAGUUAAACUUUAUUACUUUGUUAACUAGACUGCGAUCGGAACGCCGUCUUUCAAAUUUAUUUCAUCGUCCAUUUAUUUAUAGACAGUCAGUCGGUCAGAUGCUCGAGACGAAAGAGAGAAAGAGUAUCGACUACUCGUUAGCGCGCUAGAAUAUGAAUUUCACGUUUCGCGCUUUGCCAUUCCCCCACCCUCUUUUUUUCUUUUUUCUAUUCGCUCGAUACGUCGCAAUUUAUUGACACGUCGUCAGAAAAAUAUAUCCCCGCGUCAAAGGUAUCUCCAUAUUUCACGAUAAGGAUUCCAAUUCGAUUUCACGUUAGACCGAUAGAACAUGCCUGACAAAUCUGUCGAUCGAUUUGAAGCAUUGUUAGACUACUUCGCCGUACGAACAAGACGUUUCAAUCGAUAUCUAUCAACAUCCGAUAAAAACAAAAAACACAAACAGAAUGCAGUUGAGAAAGUUGGUUCGUUCAAGUUUAUCCAUAAGUACGAUCCGAUUAUUAUCCAGAGAUUAAACAAAACUCGCACCGAAGAAAACUUCGUUUUCCGAUUUUUCGCUCUAAUAAUGAUUCACCGAUAUUACAUUUUUCUUAGAAUUCCCCUGUGGACCAUCGCGUGGACCUCGACUUGCAACGAAAAGAUCAAAUUUAAAGUCUUUUCUCAAAGGAAUGAUUUCAAAAUAAUCGAUUUCAGAACAACAAUCGCAUUUCUCAACGUACUUGCUGCGUACCGCUGGCGAAAGACGUUUCUCCGGUUAUUUUCGAGCAGUUAUUAAACGUCAAACUGUCGAUUCUUAAGAGGCGCAUCAUCGACGAGUCAUCGAUAUUAGACAACUAGGUGUAUUAAGUAAUUUAUAAUGUUCGCCGAGAAACUCGAUCGAACUUUUCUCGUUUCUCGAAGCUUGUAGGACGUUAUAAUCGUUUAAAAGUUUCCACAAUGGCGAGAAACAUUUUCUAAAAUUAAAGUAGGUACUAACUACGUUCUACGACGCCAACUCAUCGGUACCGAACUGAUUAUUCAGAAAACUAUCGAAGUCGAAUGGAAAAAAAGAGACGCGAUCGUCCGUCGAUGAAAGUUUGUCCUCUUAAAGAUGAAAAAUAAUUAUACGACGCGUCGAUAGGUGUCCUUAAGCGAAAAAGAAAGGAACAACGCGAAGACGCUUGCGUGAAGAUCUUUGAAGAAAAAGAGAAAGAUUUUCCUCGGAGUUGCACAAAUCAUUUGCAAUAUCACCGCGUGACGUUGUACCGAAGAGAGUUGGCAAACAAAAUUCAAGGUUGAAAUCGAUUAUAUUCGAUUUAACCAAUGAUCUCAAAAUUACGAAGCGAGAAUCUUGACGAAAUGUAUCGAAGAAGUGUACCCUUCGGCGAGAGAGGUCGAGCAUAAAUUAUUAGCGAUAACGUAUUCAACUCUUAAACGGGUCGAUUUGGUAAACGGACUUUUUCCUUUCUGACAAGCGCCUAUCCACUCUGUUUUCAGCGGCGAACGUCGUUCGUUGACACCAGGGAGAAAAAAAAUCAUGGAUCGUGCGAAGAGUACGUCCGGGUGGAGUAACUUUCAGGUUUCAUCGAUUCCGACGUUUUCGCUGGCGACGGCAUGGCGUCAUACGGAAGACACGUUUACGAAGCCAACUUGACUUGAAAGACGCGUGGGCGAGAAAAGAAGGGACGCGCACACACGUGAAGAGGAGCGACCGUCUCGAAGGAGCGACAAUGUCAGCGAUCGCUACGGAGUCGCUGGCUAGCACCGUUGCCGAUGAAUCGACGACCGCUCUCGUACCGACGGUGACCAGGAUCGAUACCAGACUGGACGUCAGUCCGAUCUCGGUGGUACUCGCCGUCUCGAUAGUUUGCAUCCUCUCGCCGAUAACCGUCACGGGAAAUUCCAUCAUUUUAGCAGCCUUUUAUAGGUACAAGAGACUUAGAACGGCCUCGAACUACCUUCUCGUGUCCUUGGCCGUUAGUGAUUUUGGGGUCGGAGUGUUCAUGCCGUUUGGUAUGCAGCUAGAACUCUCUGGUCCGCCAGAAAACGGUACGUCGACGCUGUGCAUCCUUCCGUAUUGCAUCGUGAUCGCACUUUGCAGCGUGAGCGUGCUAGUUACGGUGGCGAUAGCGGUAGAUCGUUUGACGUCGUUGGCACAGCCAUUGAGAUAUAAGAACAUCAUCACUCACAGCAGCAUCGAAAAGUAUAUCGCCGUUUUUUGGAUCUACGCGAUCUGCGUUGGACUCUCGCCUUUGAUCUACGCUCGAAUCACGGGUCUGGCGGAAACGCAUAGCGGAGGUUGUAGGUUCGGAGCAGCCGUCUUGCCGCCUGUAAGAGUCUUCCUGGUCGUAGCAGUUUGGGCGCCGAGCGCUCUCGUACUUCUUGGUUGCUACGUGUACGUCUACCUGGUGGCACGCGCUCAUGCACGUGCCAUUUACACGGUAGAACUAUCGUUCCGGCAUCAAACGCAAACCAUGGCUUUGCCUCGCUACGGUCAAACGUUGGCCGUAACGGUCGGAGCCUUUUUCAUCCUUUGGCUUCCGUUUCAAACCUGCAUGCUGCUCGACAUCUUCUACGACACCAAUUUCCUUUCGGAAUGGGCGGUCGUGUGGUUGGGUCUGCCGAUUCUCUCUCACAGCGGAGCGAAUCCUUGGAUUUAUGCCUUUCAUCACGGUGAGAUGCGAACAGCGGCCGGAAAAAUAGCGGAGGACUUGGUCGCUUUGUUCGGCGUUACGCCUAGCCGAUACGGCGGAUGCUCGCCCGCGAGGCGCGCCUCGAAUACCAAUCUCGAGUUGGCCGAGGUGAACAACGGCAACGACCUUAGGAGACAACGCGUCGAAAAUUGCUUCGCGGCCAAGCGACGGAGCAGCAACACCCUUUGCUCGAGCAAACGUUGCUUGGACGCGUCCGGAAGGCAGGCGGACAUUUCGCCGGAGAGAAACGAGGCCGAUCGUAGCUCGUCCUCGAAAUAUUAUCCGAACGAGAUAGUCGGGGAGGACAUCGAGGACCUGAGGAAAAUGUUGGAUCCGAAAUAUAUAAUAGAUCGGAAUCACGUCAUAGACUCGAAUCACAACGUCGACAAGAUCAAAAAUCUCAAGUACCUGCUCGAUCCGACGUUCGGCAAGAUAAGACACCUGAGACGUCUAAACCGCAAGAGACUCCUGAGCAAGAACUUUUCGAAGAAAUGGUCCGAGCCCAAGUUCAUAUCCUAUCAGAAUUUAAAUUCCGACUGCGGCUCUAACAGAAAAUUUCUUCGGUUCAACGCCAUGUCCGACUCGGCGUUGAACGCGAACAGUCCCGUCGUCGAGUGCCGAUCGAAGGACGUCGACGCGACGGCGAAGGACGCGGACACGGACGAGCGAGGAAAUUCGAAUCUAUCGUCGAUGUCCUAUCCGAACAUAAGGACGGCCAGCGGAAACGCGUCCGACGUCAACUCGAGAGCGUUCGCCGCUAACGAGAACGACGGUUCGGAGCUCGUUCACAGAUACUCCGUGCAGAAUUUAAGCGACGACGGAUUCGACGUACGACCCUCCACCGUCCCCCAGUUCUCGGAUCGACGUCGAGCCGAGGACCGAACGACGAGGAACGUUUAUUCGCGAGCCCGAGCGCGGGCACGAUUCGAUCUUGCCGGCAACACGGACGUACGUAUUCACAGCUACUCGUCCCUGUCCACGGCCGAAAACUCGGCGAAGCGCGGCCUCCUGGACGAUCCGAGGGGUAGAUUGUCGACGAAGAGCACGAACCUCGUCGGCAAGAAGCUACCCAAUCUGGCGUGUUUCGGGCCGAAACAACGCCGCGCGGCCCCGGAGGACCCGUCGAAGAAGGACAAACUCGAAACCGAGCCGUCGCCCCGUCGAUCCUCGCGAGCUAAUCGGACAACGAUACAACGAAUGAUACACUCGGAAUCGGUAAGUCGAAUCGAGCCAAGCCACGCGUUCUUCCGAAGUUCGAAGCUCGCCGAGGGAUUAACGAUUCCGAUUAUACACUCGGAACCGCCCAGUCCUUUGGAGCCGGCUCCUUUGUCAACGUCGCGAGAGGAACACCUCGAGGGUUUCAACGUCGGCCUCGCGACGUGGAACAAGGGCGAACUCGAGUCGAGUCGAAAUCGAAAGAGUCCCGUAAGACAUUCGGAUCCCACGUUGCCGUCGGUAUCGUUCCACGUCGAGGACUUUAGCGAGCCUCUCGAACCGACCGAUCUCUCGGGCAAGGAGACGCCGCCAGACGCAACCGAGAUACGACCGGAAACGACUGCGAGAGAACCGAAACGAUCGCUCGAAGCUAUUCUCGGAAAACGCUUGGGAAGAUCGAGGGACGAUAAAUCGGCCGAGCCGAUAUUCGGCGAGCACGACUCGACGAGAUUCGACUCGAGACGGCCGUCCGACUCGAAGUGGUCGGAAUCGUCGAAGAGCCAAGAAAUUCUGUCGCGCGUCAACGAGCGCCAAGCCGUUCCCUCGUCCUCUUACUCGGUGAACGACUUUCAAACGUGCAACAGCGGCAGCGACUUGAACGAUCCGACGUCCUUGGAUCCGUUCAUGUGUCCCGAGCCGCUGACCUCCUCGUUACGCGAAUCCUUCUUCGACGCACCCUCGGCGCCCGACUCGGACGUUUUCACGUCCUUCGAGGAAAACGACACGGCCGACUUUUCCUCGGGGACCGAUCCGAUCCGGAACGACUCGUCUCCCGUCUACAACUCCGUAUCCGCGAUCGACCUAAAGAGCCUCUCGAUCGCUUGCGAACAGAGCAAGUCGACCGAGUCCGUGUUUCGCGGCAAACGUACCGAGGACGGUUCUUGCGCGAUCUUACGUCUGGAAUCGUCGCCGUCGGUGCAUCGUGCCAUGAUUCGAGUGCGAUCGUACAAGGACGCGAGGAAAACGAUUCGUUUGGCCCCAUUGGCCGUACCGACUCCUACCGACCUUUCCACGCCCACCUUCGAGCUCGUCUCGGAAACGAAAACGGACGAGGCCGUAUUGGUCUAGUCUAGCGGACUGUAACCUUUAUACGACACGGCCGUACCACUGGCGCCUAUCGGCCAAAGAGAGGGCCAAGAGGAACGUCGAGACGCGUGCGUUUCUUCGAGGUUCUCGCGAUCGGAUUUCGCGAGAAGAUCGAGAAGCCCUGGUACGUUUCCUUUCGCUCGAAGGGAUACAGAGUAACCCGUCUAAUCGGACGACGACGUCUUAACGAGCGAUAAUAAAAUAUAUCCCAAGUGCAUAGCUUCGUUGAGCGUAGCGCAAUCGCCGUGCCAAGCGAGUCAAAGGGACGUCUCGCUUUUAAAUCCAUGCGAUUACCGAUCUAAUCACCGCUUGUGUACCUGAACGAAAUCGUCGAAGAGAUCGGAGAGAAAGAACGGAACGAUCGAGCGUCCAAGUGGGACGAAGGGAAAACGAAAGGACGCAGCGACGUACGAAAGCGUUUCGCAGGGAUAAAUAAAUUAGCGACGAGAACGAAACGUCGAGGGAUUGACGACGAACGUUGACGUUGCGAUAGAUACUAGCCGAUUUUGCGCGAGCGUAGUCGUCCUCUUUGAAGUCAUUCGACGAGGAAUUUUUAUGUUUCGCUAGAUGGUAAUUCCGCUAGACGGUAAGUAACGACGCGUUCGUUCUCUCGAGGGACCGAUCGAAACGCGCGUCGUGUAAAUAGACAGAACGUUGAUCGAUAUAUCGAACGAAUACUUUGCUAAUUCUUUACUCGCCGAACGAGUUCGGUGCGCGUGUUGGUGUGCGACGGAAGGUCUACGCUUCCGACGAAACCGAUUUGGGAACGCGUUUGAGAAUGUUGCGGAAGAGAAAUGCAACGUACCUUAAACGCGCGAAUAGAAAACGUCUGUAGAAUAGAAGGGGCGCAAGGACCAAAAGAAGAUUAUAUUUUUAAAUACUACUUGUAUCGCUUCGUCGCGAUCCUUAUGACGCUUAAAGUAUUUCGGAGAAGCAUCUCCUCGUAACAUCCCGCAUCGUGCUGUCGCGCUAUUUCCAUUUGACGUUACUAUCUUACGUUGAACGGAUCGUCACGAAAGAGGAAGAAGAAGAGGAGGAGAAAGAAGAAGAAGGGAAGAAGAACGAUACUCUCUUUACGCGUAAAUAACCAAGGGAAUUCUAAAUAGGUACCACCUACGUACGUCUUUUUCGUUACAAUCGUUCGUUUGGUGUGCGCUCGCGUACCGAAAGAGUGCCUCGGGCUUGGUUCUCCGUUCGAAAACAAGUUACGAAAACUUACGAGUUCUUCCCCCAUCCUAAAAGACUUUGAUCCAAGAUUAUCAAAUAGAAUGUGCAUCCGAGUUGCGUCUUUGCGAGUGACAACUCUGAAAGGUAACACGAAUGAGUGCAAACUCGCUGUAAAUAGGUACGAACGGUAUCCUAACCCCAGUGUUGCUCGAAGGUACUCGUGUUUCAGUACCUACUUAUAUACAAGUAUAGGUACUCUCGGCGAAACUUCCCGGAGAGGCAUAAAAAUAGGUGUACUUACUUUCGUUUCGCGUAACGAUCUCGAUGACAAAGACUCCUCGAGUACUUUUACUGGAAAAAAAAUUCGUUCCUUCGUUACACUCCUUGCCUUUACCGUUCGUACACGAUCGAUUUUAUCGUGCGAUCGAAUUUAAAAAUCAUUUUGCUCAACGCGCGCUUACCGACUAUGCUAUGAUAAACGAAGUUCAACCUAUCGUCCCCGUGUCUUCCAUCUAAUACUAUUAAAGAUAAGUCGCUUCGGGUAAUACCGUUUCGAAUAGUCGACGAGAGUGCAUCGCGGUAACGUAUCGGGUAAAAGUAACUAGUCGAGAAUAGUUCGAGGAGAUUAAGCGAGUACCCCGUGUCUUACCUAUACGUGUAUAUAUUAGAUGCGCAGUUCCUAGUACUUUAUGAAGCAGUUUGAUACGGUGCUAUUUCAAAUGUCGCACGAUUCGAUCGGAAUCAUCGCCACGUAAUGAUCUUAAUUGCGUACGUGCAUUUUCCAAAGACUCUCCAUAUUACGUGAUGUACUGUAUUACGUAAAAUUCUAUCAAUCUAAAAAAAUACCGUACCCCAUCCGGCUGCUUCCUACGAACGAUCGAUCGUUAAAGAACGAAACGAUAUAUCGCGCCGGAUCGACGACAGCCGUUUCCAAUUUGAUCGAUAUUUCCAUUCGAUCAACGUUCGUGCGAGUAUUUAUUUAAUUCGAUAUUAGUCAACACUGGAGUUUGUUAUACCUGAGAAGAAAUAAACGUAUGCCUGUGCUAUGUGUGAACCCACUCGCGUAAAGACAAAUAAUUCUUUAUGUUUACGUAAUAAAAAAAAAGAAAAGUAAGAGAACGAUAGAAAAAAAUCUAACAUUAAUUUAUUACAACAAAAUAUAUCACGAUACUACGAAGACAAAUGCGCUUAGUAUUUAUUUCGUUUUUCUUACACACAUCCCGCAACAAAUUCUACGAUAAUCGAUUUACUACCGACUUUCGGUCGAAUAGUGGUUUAACGUGCAAGUGGUACUUAGCCGUAGCCAACCUCUUUCCCUUGCACGAUCGAGUUUCGUCGCUCCGUCGCGAGAUGACGGCACCUGUAUACCCCGAUGAACCUUACCCCGAGGAUAACGCAGAGUACGCAGGAAUCGGUAUUACGUCGGUAUUAUUCACCGCGGAUACAUUGUCGAUUGUAGCGAAGAUUAUAAACGAACGAUAUAGUUGAAAACAAUUUUUCAUCCUACGAAGGAAGUAAAAAAUUGUGACUUAAGAAAUUGAUGAAUAAUUUUCGAUUAACGAUCAAACGUACGAAAUUAGUUUAGACGUACGUUAAAAGAAAAAUUUAGUAUAUUUCCUAUCUACGAGAUGGCUCGAACGUAACGACGACGACGUCACCCUCUGUCCGAUGAUAACAAAUGUGAUAAUACGUGGACGUGCGAUCGGUGUCGAAUCGGUCUCUGUGAUAUUCCUGCUUGUCUAAUAUUUUGCAACGUGAA